Molecule: messenger RNA, 1065 nt
Organism: Besnoitia besnoiti
Lineage: Eukaryota; Apicomplexa; Conoidasida; Eucoccidiorida; Sarcocystidae
Exons: 1
Coding region: 1-1065 (354 amino acids)
Source: RefSeq, a predicted model, not a curated record
AUGCCUCCCCUUCUUCCAGUUUUGCCCGUCAUUCCUUUCCCUGCGCCAGGACUAGAACCUACCGUACCACCAUUUCCAAUCACGCUCCCUACGCCACUUCCGGGAGUGCCUCCAAUUGCGCCGUUCCCACCGGUGCCCCCAGUGGAGCCAGCACCCGGCCAACCCCCUGUGCUACCCGAGCCAGUACUGCCUAUCAUCCUCCCUUAUCUUAUCCCUUCUCCAUCACCUCUCGAGCUCCUCAGCGGUCGCGGAACUUUCAAUUUCUCCGGCCUGCCAAGCCUGGGUGAGAUACCAGAACUUAGAGGUCUACCUAACUUGAGAGAGCUUCCGGACUUCCCUGGUCUGGGGCAGCUUCCCCACCUCCCUAGUCUCGGAGAGUUGCCGCAGCUCCCUCAACUUCCUGGUCUCGGUGAGCUGCCCCAGCUUCCUCAACUUCCUGGACUCCCCAAUCUUCCGCGGAUCCCUGGCUUAGCAGACCGUCCGCGAAUUCCGGGUAUUGGUGAACUUCCACAAAUUCCAGGUCUGGGCGACUAUAUUAGGCCCCCUCCCGCUACGUCACCCAAUGUGAAUGCCUUCGGGAAUUUCACGGGCAUCGAAUUGCCCGGGCUUCCGAGCCUGACAGAGCUGUUGCGGGAACCCGCGAACAUCGACCGCAUUCAGAAAACCAUUCAGGAGGCACUUAGACAAGUUGCAGCGGACCCACUCAACCUUGAGCGACUUCGACAAAGUUUCCAAGAUCUGUUGGGUCUCAUAGCGCCACAAGAAAUGUUCCAGUUGCAACAGCACGCCAUGGCAAAGAAACAGAUAGAAGUGUUCGAGGUCAAGUUAUCCGCCAAAGACAUCUUGGACUCAACUGAAAGAGUGGCCGAAAAACUGGCUGCGGCGAAAGCUGUUAAGAUGGAUGACGCGUCCAUCGCGAAUAUUGGAUCACUUGGGGACAUCCCCGAAAUACGCGCGCUAGACGAGUCCUUUCAACGACUUCGGACCGUCCUUGAACAACUCUUGGCCCCUCUAACGCAGCUACUCGCCGGCCUGGACCUGCCCAGACUACCGUCGGUGGCUUGA